This is a messenger RNA of Alnus glutinosa, 1529 nucleotides long. RefSeq lists its product as uncharacterized. The coding region runs from base 37 to 1053 and encodes 338 amino acids. The record is from RefSeq and is a predicted model, not a curated record. The transcript is spliced from 2 exons. Lineage: Eukaryota; Viridiplantae; Streptophyta; Magnoliopsida; Fagales; Betulaceae.
CAUCCCUUCAUUGUUCUGCCAUUAAAGAGGAAAGUCAUGGAGAUCUUCAGCAGGAAUGGCUUAUUGAUCAUUCUGCUACUCUUUGUAUCUGGUGCUGUACAAACCUACGGAGAAACAAAGACCUGCCCCAGCAAAAAGAGCCCAUGCUUUCUCAAAAAGAUGAAGUGCCCAGCUGAAUGCCCAACAUCAUCAUCAAAAGACCCCAAAGCAAAAGUUUGCAUUGUCAACUGUGAUUCACCCAUAUGCAAAGCACAGUGCAAAAAGCGCAAACCAAACUGCAAUGCCCCCGGAUCAGGAUGUUAUGAUCCCCGCUUCAUUGGUGGAGACGGCAUCGUUUUCUACUUCCACGGCAAGAGCAACGAGCAUUUCAGCUUAGUUUCCGAUCUCAACCUUCAAAUCAAUGCCCGCUUCAUCGGCCUCCGGCCAGCAGGCCGAACCAGGGACUACACUUGGAUUCAAGCUCUCGGCGUUCUCUUUGACUCCAACACUUUCUCCCUCGAGGCUGCGACAGCAGCGACAUGGGAUGAUGAAGUUGACCAUUUGAAAUUCUCUUACAAUGGGAAUGAGUUAACCAUACCAGAAGGCCAUCGCUCUGUAUGGAGAAGCCCUGAAAACGACAUUAGAGUGGAGAGAACAUCGGAAAAGAAUAGCUUGACGGUCAUUCUCCCAGAGAUGGCAGAGAUAUCAAUCAAUGUUGUGCCCGUGACCAAGGAAGAUGACAGAAUCCACAACUAUCAGAUUCCUUCAGAUGACUGUUUUGCUCACUUGGAGGUGCAAUUCAGAUUCUACGGCCUAUCCUCGAAAGUUGAAGGAGUGCUUGGCAGGUCUUACCAGCCGGAUUUCGUGAAUCCGGCCAAGCCAGGGGUGGCAAUGCCAGUCGUGGGAGGCGAGGACCGGUACAGAACCACAUCACUUCUCUCAGCAGAUUGCAGCUCUUGUAUUUUCUCUCCAGCUGGAGUUUUGAACCAAAAGGACUCAUUGGUGAUGGAAUAUAGCAUGCUAGACUGCACCGGUGGAUCCACCAGUGGAAAUGGAAUAGUUUGCAGGAAGUAAGUGUGCAAUUUGGUUACAUAUUCGAACAAGAGUAAUGCUACAAACAAACGCUAUUUAUUUUUAUCUCAUAAUAUUGACGUUAUUAUUUUAAUUAAUUAUUAAAUUUUUUUUUAACAUAAGCUAAUCAAAAUGGUUAGUUGAAAUUACUAUGUCAAUAUAAUUGUAAAAUAACCAUAAAAUAAAAAUAUGGUUUUAACUUUAUUUAUUGGAAUAAUAUGUUCCGUUUCUUCGACGAGUAAUAUCAUAAACCGCACAACUAUCUCACCUUAUUAACGGUUGAGAAAAAAAAAAUCAAAAACUACUAAAUCCUCUCACAUUAGCAUAAAGAAAUAAUUAUGAGAUAGUAGAGUGUAUUAUUAUUAUAGCAUUUCUCUUCUUUGAUUAUCUGCUGGCCGGAGGUUUGCUAAAGGAAUGUGAUGAGGUGGAUUUGUCCUCCGAGGAAUGUAUAUCCCGCUUUCUUACUUUCUUUUUUGUCU